Capronia epimyces CBS 606.96 is the source of this 2289-nucleotide messenger RNA. RefSeq lists its product as uncharacterized. The record is from RefSeq and is a predicted model, not a curated record. The transcript is spliced from 2 exons. NCBI's taxonomy places the organism in Eukaryota, Fungi, Ascomycota, Eurotiomycetes, Chaetothyriales, Herpotrichiellaceae. The coding region runs from base 1 to 2289 and encodes 762 amino acids.
AUGGCGGAAGAAAACGGGGUAUCAGAACACGAUGACACUAUUUUGGUAUCUACUACCCAUCUGGGGAAACGCAAGCGCACGGUUUCUCCAGAUGCUUCGACAUCGCCUGCAAAGGUCAAAGAUUCACCUCUACAGAUGUCUCUACAAGAUGUUCUGCGAACUCUCCGCAAACAUGACUCUACGCCCUCGUUGCUCAAGUACCCGCUACCUUUGGCGGCUGAAGCUCAUGAUCCAAAAAGAGCGCGCCUCACGAAUAGCGAAUCUCCAACCGACACAAUCGAGGGCCGAAUAGUUGCAGGAACAUACUCCUCCUUUCGUGCGCUCAUGGAGGAUCUGAAUACUGUUAAAGAUGCCAUCAUCAAAGAUCUCUCUGAAGUAACUACGAAUGGGGAGGGUCAUUCCUCCAGCCCAUCUAAAUCAGAGAUACAGGACAGGCUAUCCAACAUCUUGAAUCUCAUACCUAUACUCGAUGCUGAAGUAUCCAGGGGCUCCGAUGCCGCUGUUUCAAACGAUGAGGGAGAUGAUUUGACCAAGGCCAGCCUUCCUGGUUACCGUCCCCGGCAUAUCUUAUCCCUUCGAAGCCAGGUGAAUGGAAGCACUCAUUUACUAUACUCUGGACUCGAGACCGGUCAGCCUGUCGAAGAGGAUGGCAGCAAUGCGACACCUGAGACCGAGGGAGUGAACUUGCCUAAUGGGUUUGAGUUGACUGAUUUCGCAGCCUUGGGAGGAGAUGGGGAAAAACAGAGUCAGGAAAAGCGACUUUUUGGCACCGCCUUCCGCCCUUCGGGUCGAUUAAAGCCCCUAGAUCUCCCACGACCAUCUAAGAACACCGUCAGGGGAAACACCUUGGAUUUUAUCCCCUACUUGUCUCAAAUUGAAAACAAUGCUCAGUUCAAGCACGAUUACAGGUUCACCAAACUACCUACAGGGUCAUGGCUGAGUUAUGGAGACAGUGGCAUCACUGGAGAGCAGAAUCGGAAACGCUCGCGCCAACUAUCUGCGGCCAAUGACUUCAAAGCAGCGCUUGAGGCAAACGACCUACAACAUAGAAAUCACAUCAGUAUCGAUGCGCUCUACAGCUCGGUUUAUUCAUCGUUUGCACCAAGCACCGAUAACUCAGCUUCCGUAUUCUCGGAGCAAGACCGAGGUCGGCAAUGGUUCCGCAAAUACGGCGAACAAAAGCUGUCCAGGAUCUUCAGAGUCCGCGAAUCAGAGGCUGGUGCUGAAGAGACAGUCGUCCAAGAAGAAGAAAAUGAUGACAGCUUGGAAGAAGUCGUCGCCAAUUUCGAACCAGAUAAGGAAGAAGCAGCUUUCAGCGCUCAAAAUGAACCUGAAGAUGUGGACGACCUUCUGCAGCAGGUAUCAGAUCUGAUUCAGACCCUGAGUUCAUAUCAAAGGAACCGCAGCCUCGAACCGAUUGUCUCAGGGAGCGUCCCCAAACCAACUGAGCCCGAGAUCGAUAUUUUCGAAAUGCUGAGAAUGCAAUUGAGUAUCCUAGUUUCGUCAUUACCACCAUUCGCUGUCGCAAAACUCAAUGGAGAUCAACUUGAAGCUUUGAAUAUUUCGACCAGGGUACUUGUCGAGCCACCGGAUUACCCGGGAACCGGUCAGGUGGACGAUUAUACAUUCCAACGUCAGAAAAUAUCCCAGCAAGCCACCUCAGCUGUCACUCGCACCACAACAACUCCCCAGCUUCGGCCCAACUAUGGACAAGCUGCUGUCAAUACGGGUGUCUACAAUUCACAAGUCCGAACCUACAACUCAGUGCCAGCGACGGCUGCGUUUGGUAUGAGAGCACCCUACCAAACACCAACUGUGGCACGACCCGCCUACCCACAAACCUCCUACCAACCGUCCACCAAUCCAUAUGGAUCUCGUCCUACCAUACAACAGUUUCAGCGGCCAGCACAAAAUAGCUAUGGGAAUUAUGGUGGCACACCUGCGCAGGCACAAACUCCUGGCUAUGUUCAACGGCCAGGCCAACCGGGCUACCAGCAACGCCCCCAUGACAAUGCUAUCGCCAGUGUACCACGAUCAGCCUCGCCACAGAAGCCGAUCGGAAAUGGACAACUCUAUCCAUCCAGGCAACACCCUACCCAGCAGGCUCAGACGCUUUACUCGUAUCAGAAGCAAGGUUCUAGCACCCCGGGGACACCUGGAGGUGUGGCGCCGGUGGGUACCGGAUACGGACGAUACGAUGGGAGUGCAGCUCAGCCCAGGGUUGGGGGAGGGACACCAGGCCCGGCUCAGGCGCAGGCGCAGGCUCAGAUUGUGGAGGUUUCUCGAUGA